GGAAUUCAUCAAUUGCUUUUUGGUCUCAGGAGCGACACCGUAGCCCCUGCCAAGCAAGCCAGUGCAACCUGUUCCAGUUAUCGUUGGAGGAAGAGAAAGGAGAGAGUCGGGUUACAAGAUGGCGGCUGUGUGAUCGGCGAGCAGGACGGAGGAGGAGGCGGGGAAUCUUCGCAGGCUGGAGGGGGUUAACGGCAGCGUGAAGACGGACGACGAGGAGACCCCGGCUGAGACAUCCUCCUCCUCUACAGCGACCUCAUCCCCCAGCCCGGGGCUGCCGGCGCAGGAUGAGCCGCGGCGGGGGCUGCCCGUGAAGGCGGAGGGAAGCGGCGGCGAGGAGGAGGAGGAAGAAGAGGAGGAGGAAGAGGACGAGCGCCUGGACGCUGGGUCACGGAGCGGCGGGAUCAUGUCUGACACCCGGCGGCGGGUGAAGGUCUACACCCUGAACGAGGACCGCCAGUGGGACGACAGGGGCACCGGGCAUGUGUCCUCCACCUACGUGGAGCGGCUGAAAGGGAUGUCCCUACUGGUCCGGGCCGAGUCCGACGGUUCAUUACUUUUAGAAUCGAAGAUAAAUCCAAACACUGCAUAUCAGAAGCAGCAGGACACACUGAUUGUUUGGUCUGAAGCAGAAAACUAUGACUUGGCGCUCAGCUUUCAGGAGAAGGCCGGCUGUGAUGAAAUCUGGGAAAAGAUAUGUCAGGUUCAAGGAAAAGACCCUUCCGUGGAAGUCACACAAGACCCCAUUGAUGAAUCAGAAGAGGAACGCUUUGAGGAGAUGCCUGAAACUAGCAACUUGAUUGAUCUUCCCACUUGUGAACUUGAUAAACUUGAAGAGAUUGCUGACCUUGUUACCUCAGUCCUCUCGUCACCUAUCCGUAGAGAAAAGCUAGCGUUAGCCUUGGAGAAUGAGGGCUACAUAAAGAAACUGCUGCAACUCUUCCAAACCUGUGAGAAUUUGGAUAACACCGAGGGUUUGCACCAUUUAUAUGAGAUUAUAAGAGGGAUAUUAUUUCUCAAUAAAGCAACUCUGUUUGAGGUGAUGUUUUCGGACGAGUGUAUCAUGGAUGUUGUGGGGUGCCUAGAGUAUGACCCAGCCUUGGCACAGCCAAAAAGACACCGGGAGUUCCUCACCAAAACGGCAAAGUUUAAGGAAGUGAUUCCCAUAACAGAUUCUGAACUUAGGCAAAAGAUUCACCAAACGUACAGGGUACAGUACAUACAAGACGUCAUCUUGCCUACACCAUCCGUAUUCGAAGACAAUUUUCUUUCUACGCUCACAUCUUUCAUUUUCUUCAACAAAGUGGAGAUUGUCAGCAUGUUGCAAGAAGAUGAAAAGUUUUUGUCUGAAGUUUUUGCACAGCUGACUGAUGAAGCUACCGAUGAUGACAAAAGACGUGAAUUGGUUAAUUUUUUCAAAGAAUUCUGUGCAUUUUCCCAGACAUUACAGCCUCAAAAUAGGGAUGCUUUUUUCAAAACACUGGCAAAUCUAGGAAUUCUUCCUGCCCUGGAAAUUGUCAUGGGUAUGGAUGAUUUGCAAGUUAGAGCAGCUGCAACCGAUAUAUUUUCGUAUCUGGUAGAAUUUAGUCCAUCCAUGGUCCGGGAAUUUGUAAUGCAAGAAGUUCAGCAGAGUGACGAUGACAUUCUUUUAAUUAAUGUUGUAAUUGAGCAAAUGAUUUGUGAUACUGACCCAGAGCUUGGAGGAGCGGUUCAAUUAAUGGGACUCCUGCGGACUCUGAUAGACCCAGAGAACAUGUUAGCGACAGCUAAUGUAAGAACAUGCAAAUGGAAAACGGAGAAAAGUGAGUUCUUGAAUUUCUUCUAUAACCAUUGUAUGCAAGUCCUGACUGCACCCCUGCUGGCGAACACCUCUGAAGAUAAGCCGGAUAAGGAUGCUGGCAUUGGGUCUCCCAAGGAGAGUACUAUUUGCCCAGAUAAUUACCAGACAGCCCAGCUGCUUGCAUUAAUUUUGGAGUUACUGACAUUCUGCGUGGAACAUCAUACAUACCACAUCAAAAACUAUAUUAUGAACAAGGAUUUGCUCCGGCGAGUGUUGAUACUUAUGAACUCGAAACACACUUUUUUGGCCCUUUGUGCUUUGCGUUUCAUGAGGCGAAUAAUUGGCCUGAAAGAUGAAUUCUACAACCGUUAUAUCAUAAAGGGAAACCUUUUUGAACCAGUUAUUAAUGCCCUUCUGGAUAAUGGUACCAGAUACAACCUGUUAAACUCUGCAAUAAUAGAACUGUUUGAAUUCGUCAGAGUGGAAGAUAUUAAGUCUUUAACAGCACAUAUAGUAGACAACUUCUAUAAGGCUCUUGAAUCUAUUGAAUAUGUUCAAACAUUUAAAGGAUUGAAGACAAAGUAUGAGCAAGAAAAAGAUCGACAAAGUCAGAAAUUAAACAGUGUACCAUCUAUAUUACGCAGCAACAGAUUCCGUAGGGAUACACGAGCUUUGGAAGAAGAUGAAGAGCUAUGGUUUAAUGAAGAUGAAGAGGAGGAAGGUGAAGCUGUUGUACCUCCUGUUGAAAAGUCUAAAGCGGAAGAUGACUUUCCCGAUAGUUAUGAAAAAUUUAUGGAGACAAAAAAAGCUAAGGAGAGUGAAGACAAAGAGAAUCUUCCAAAGAGGACGUCAGUAGGGGGGUUCAAGUUCACUUUUUCUCACUCCGGCAGUUCAGCGAACGGUGCAAAUAGUGCAAAUAGCAAAUCUGUGGCAGCUCAAACCCCACCAGCAGGUUCUAAUGGAUCCUCUUCCAAAAACACAAGCUUAUCUGCCACCGUAACAUCUACGAAGGGAAGUUUGAUCGGCUUGGUGGAUUACCCUGAUGAUGAAGAUGAAGAGGAGGAGGAAGACACGUCCCCAAGAAAAAGGCCACGACUUGGGUCUUAAACUGAAACUGACAAACAUUAGUUGUGGGUCAAUCACGCAACUGAUGUUUGAGCUUAGUGUGAGUCGGGAAUAAUAUGGAAAUAGCCAAACUCCACUAGAAGGGUGUAAAUGCCAAGCUUUUAUGGAAGCCUUUCCAGUGUUUAUGAAUCCUUGCAGGGGUUUAAAAUGAUGGGUUAGCUAUGACAACCAAGAUGAAUGCUUCAGUGCAUCACAAGCAUCUUGUGGUUGGGAUGGGGGACAAGGUGGAUCACUUAGGCAUACAUUUUAAUGUUUCAGGUUUGCCCCGAGGUGUAUAACAACUAGAAUAAAAUAAAAGCUUUCAGUUGCACACCGGUAAUCUUAAUUUUUUUUUUUUUUUUUAAAUGGUGCUGGCCAUAGUGUUUUAUCAAUUGCCUAUUUUAUAUAUGAAAACAAAAUGUAAUUGAAGGGAAUAAAAUCUGAUAAUAGAACCUUGGGACCAUCUUUGUAAAUUUACUUCCCAUCUUCAGUAAUUGGGAGGGGGAGUGGGACACACUGUAGUGCAUGUUAAGUUUAAAAAAAACACAAAAAAAAUGAAGAAUCCUUUCCAUGUGUAUUUUAUUAAAAUAUAUGAAGUCAUAAUGGACAGAUAUAAUAAUAUAAAGUAGCCCGUCCUACAUACUGCACUUCCAGAAAUACUGACGCCAAGGAUCAGUAGCUUCCAAAAUCUGUCUGGAAACUGCCCGUUGACCUCCUAUCCAGUGCCUCAAUCUCUUGCAGUGUUAUUUUAUUUCACAGAAACCAUGAUUAUUAUUAUUUUUUAACAUUUUUUUUUAUUGCAUUCGGCUUCCUUGGUUUGACAAUACCACCCUAGCGCUUUUAGUCCAUACAAAAUUCUUUUCCACAUUUUUGAGCUGAAAUCACCAUGGCUAUGAAACCGAUACCAAAGGGUUAACACAGCAAGCAAUGAGUAUUCAGCCAUUUUAUUCCGUAAAGUUGAGGAAGACUGAUGCAUGCAGCUUUGAAUAUCUUCAGCCAGGGAGUAAUGGGAAAAGCUGCUUUUAAUCCAAUCAUUUUAUACAUAGGAAUUCACAGCACAUUCCAUGGAUGUAAAUGAAUAGCAACGGAUAUACGUCAGUGUAGUUGUGGAACACAAUUUGGAAUUUUUUUUUUUUUCUUCUUAAAGCCGCACCUGAACUGUAAAUAUUUUAAUAUUCACCCAUAUAUGAUCUGAGAUCAUGCUGAUGAACUUGCUCUCUCCGUCACCUGAAUUUACUGUUCCAGAGACACCGAAACCAGCUGCAAUCCUCUCUGCCAGUUGCCCUCGUAACAGGUUAUAGACUUAUUUCUCAUGGAAAUAGUUUAAAGCAGUUUCCCAGUUUUGGAGAUUUUGUAGUUAAUUAUAAUUUUAGCUAUUGUUUGGAAAGAUGGGCUGUCUGUGUAGAUAUGAAGUAUAGGUUUUUUUUUUUUUUUCCAUAAAAACAGAAGUUUAUUUUGUAUUAAAUACCACUGUACUUGUUUUACACCAUUUGUAUACAUGUGGUGAUAUUAAUGCUGAACUGUAAAAUUCAGGAAUUAAAAUGUGACCCUGUAAUUCCAUAA
Molecule: messenger RNA, 4444 nt
Organism: Pseudophryne corroboree (corroboree frog)
Lineage: Eukaryota; Metazoa; Chordata; Amphibia; Anura; Myobatrachidae
Gene: PPP4R3B
Product: protein phosphatase 4 regulatory subunit 3B
Exons: 16
Coding region: 404-2884 (826 amino acids)
Biological process (GO): DNA damage response; protein dephosphorylation
Cellular component (GO): nucleoplasm; protein phosphatase 4 complex
Molecular function (GO): protein phosphatase activator activity
Source: RefSeq, a predicted model, not a curated record